Molecule: messenger RNA, 663 nt
Organism: Lithohypha guttulata
Lineage: Eukaryota; Fungi; Ascomycota; Eurotiomycetes; Chaetothyriales; Trichomeriaceae
Gene: hob3
Product: BAR adaptor protein Hob3
Exons: 2
Coding region: 1-663 (220 amino acids)
Biological process (GO): actin cortical patch localization; actin filament organization; endocytosis
Cellular component (GO): actin cortical patch; mating projection tip; medial cortex
Molecular function (GO): lipid binding; protein binding
Source: RefSeq, a predicted model, not a curated record
AUGGAGGCUGCGGCAACGAGGUUGCAAAAAGAAGCAAAGGGAUAUCUCGACAGUCUUAGAGCCAUGACCGCCUCACAGAUGCGCAUAGCCGAAACCAUCGACGCAUUCUAUGGAGAUGCUGGAACACGCGACGGUGUAUCUAGGUCAUACAAACAAGCAGUAGAGGAUCUUGAUGCGGAAACAAUAAAAGCCCUAGAUGGCCCAUAUCGAACGACGGUCCUCGACCCUAUCUCCCGAUUCUGCGCUUACUUCCCUGAUAUCAAUGAAUGCAUAAAAAAGCGCAACAACAAACUGCUGGAUUACGAUGCGAUGCGCGCCAAAGUCAAGCGACUGGUCGAGAAGCCCGACAAGGACGUCACAAAACUGCCCAGAGCCGAGAAAGAGGCAGAAAUGGCCAAGCAGGCUUAUGAGCAGUUGAACGAGCAGCUCUUUACCGAAUUACCACAAUUAAUCGACUUGAGGGUACCAUAUCUGGACCCAUCAUUUGAAGCGCUUGUAAAGAUUCAGCUGAGGUUUUGCGCGGAAGCAUAUAGCAGGAUGGCUCAGGUGCAGCAGUAUUUGGACGCCGACACGAGAGACCAGUAUGCUAGGGGAGACUUGGACAACAGAGUCGAGCAAGUGUUGGCCGAAAUUCGAGACUUGACAAUCGCUGGCACCGUUUAG